CAUGGUGAUGUUCCUGUUCAUGGCAUCAUUCCGAUCACACUCUCCUUACGCUGUCGAGCACGUCGGUACUCCGGGCUCGGCCAAUUACGCAGUCUGGGUCACAGACGCAGCAUCGGGCAAGAGAAUCUCGGCAUGGCACGAUGUGUGGCUCAUCCCCUCGGUAGCCACCGCAUCGUCGCACGUGGUCAACUUUGUCAAUGAGAUUCCCAGAGCCACUCGCGCAAAGUAUGAGACACAGACAACGGUUGCUGGCAAUCCCAUUGUUCAAGAUCGGAACGACGGCGGCGAGCUGCGGUCGUACACCUACGGCGAAACGUUCUUCAACUACGGCGGCAUACCGCAGACGUGGGAAGAUCCCAAUGUGAUGGAUGUCGAGUCGGGGGCCGGCGGUGACGGCGAUCCGCUUGACGUCAUCGAGCUCGGCGCCUCACCCCUGCGGGUCGGUGCUGUUACGCCGAUCAAGGUCCUUGGCGCCUUGCCCAUGCUCGACCAGGACGAGAUCGACUGGAAGGUCAUUGCCGUUGCCGUGGACGACCCGGCCGCGAGCCGCUGGCACUCGAUCAAUGACGUCGAGCCACGACUCAUGGCCGGCAUCACGGACUGGCUGGUCAACUACAAGACAACCGAUGGCAAGCCGAAGAACGUGCUAGGCGCUCCGAUUUCUUCCGCGGAGGCCAUGGCGCUCAUCCACGACUGCCACGCCCAGUGGCGCGCUCUCCGCCGAGGCCAUGCCCCGCCGGGCAAGCUCUGGACUGGUGUUCCGUCGUCUGCUGCUCGUGUCCCCUACGCUACUAUUCUCGCCGCCGCUGUUCACGCCGCCGAGUCGGCCGGUGAUGUCAUCGCUGCCGUCCACACUUCCAAGGCUCUUGCCACCGUCACCAAGGGCACCACUGAUGAGGGCGUCGUCGAUCCACUCACUCUCGCCGACCUCGCUUCACACACUAUCAUCACUUCGACCCUCGCCGACCUCUGGCCGGCCCUCGUCGUCGUCUCUGAGGAGGACGACCCCGAUCCGGACGCCGCAGCCGCCGUCGCCGACCUUCUUGCGGCUGCCACGCCGCGUCCGCUCGACCUGCAUCUAUUCGACGACCACGAUCCGGGGUUUCUCCACGCUGCGCCGCUCGACCGCCUCACGGUCUGGGUUGAUCCGCUCGACGCGACCAAAGAGUUCACCGAGGACCUCCUCGAGUACGUUACCGUCAUGGUCACCGUUGCUGACGCCGGCCGCCCUGUCGCCGCCUGCAUCCACCAGGUCUUUGCCGACUCGGCCGCGCCCGACCAACCGCAUGUCACCUCGGCCGCCUCGCGCGCCUCGCGCACCGUCUGGGCUCUUUCCGGUGCCGCCACGCCCGGCGGCCAUGCCGAGUCGGUCCUCUCGCCGCAGCCGCGGGUCAUCGUCUCGCGCUCGCACCCUGGCCAGCUCACCGAACCUCUCGACGCGCUCCACGCCUCCAAGAUUGCCGCCGGCGGUUCCGGCUUCAAGGCCCUCGCCGUAUGGGACGGCCAUGCCGACAUCUACCUCCACCGCACCGCCAUCAAGCUCUGGGACAUUGCCGCGCCCGAUGCUCUCUUUACCCUCAAUGACGGCACCUUUAUCGGAUGGUCCGGCGCCCGCUUUGACUACAGCGAGCCCGACGCGUACCUCACUCACAACGGUGUCUUGGCCUCGUUUGCCCCCACCAAGCGCCUCCUUGCCGCUCUCGAUGGCAUUGAGCCCGGCAGUGCCAAGUCCCACCCCAAGUCCUGAUCAAAUCUCC
This is a messenger RNA of Thecamonas trahens ATCC 50062, 1757 nucleotides long. RefSeq names its product myo inositol monophosphatase. Gene Ontology annotation, biological process: phosphate-containing compound metabolic process. Gene Ontology annotation, molecular function: 3'-nucleotidase activity; magnesium ion binding; inorganic diphosphate phosphatase activity. The record is from RefSeq and is a predicted model, not a curated record. NCBI's taxonomy places the organism in Eukaryota, Apusomonadida, Apusomonadidae. The annotation marks the transcript as partial. Gene Ontology annotation, cellular component: endomembrane system; cytoplasm. The transcript has 2 exons.